AGAAUGAUCAUUAGGCGUAAUGCUUAAUUCAAGGCUCGGUUAAGGUUCAUGCGAUUUAGACAGUGUAAUUAAAAGUCCCGCAAGUGCCCUCGCAUACAAAUGAAGUGAUGAUCGCGAAUUUCCAGUACUACCGUAAACUUUAAUGUGCCUCAAACGGAAGAGAUUUUCCCUCGUAACCAGUUCAUGGUAGGAAGAGUCGUGCGAAACGCAAGACACGAACCCGCUUGCGCUAGUAUUCACCAAACAUAUGUGCAGUUAAGUUACGUGUUGUACACAAUACCUUACCGACUAGUGUGUUAAAUCUAGCAGUGAAUGUUAAAAAAAAGUGUAGUUGUAUAAAACUAAAUAAAUAUUAUUAACACGUGUGAGUUCGUAGUUUCACCGCAAUCCAUCAAUAGUGGGUCAUAUAUCUUUGCAAUACUAAAAUGCAUCAACAUCCAGUGAAACUUGCAGCAAUCGGAAUUGAGUUGCCGAGUUUUAAGCGUACAGUGAACAACAGUAAGGUGUGUUUCUGCAGAAGUGGAAAACAGUGAUGUGAUACAAGUGCCAGUGUAUGUCAAUGGUUCAUUCUGAACGAUCAGCUAUCGAUUAGCCAGAAAGUUGCUGCUGGUUACGUGAAAAAACCUUCAAAAAAUCAAUCAAAAUUUGUUGUCUCGUCUUAACUAACUGAUAUUUUAUGAUAACAUCAUUAUUUUUAAAUUUGUUUUGAUUGUUGAAGUUGACGUACCAAUCUUAUCGUAAUUUUAGAUAGACGAUACCAACAUUAUGAGAUGAAUGUUUUGUAUGGUUUGGCGCGCGAGUGUACAACGCAGGAUACAGACAAAUAUACAAACUUUCAAUAAAAAAAAUUGAAAGUGCCGCACCCAUCUAUUUAUUCUUAUUGCUGACACACUAGCGGCACUCCCUCCCAUCUUGAACGGCUGAAAGGCUUCAUAAUGACCUCGUCCUAUGAACGUAUCAAAUCUGAAUGCAAGCAGAAAGGUGUUUUAUGGGAAGACGAAGAUUUCCCUGCAACGCAAUCGUCCGUCUUUUACCAUCAAACGCCACCGUUCACCUUCCAAUGGAAAAGACCACACGAGAUCGUCUCAAAUCCGGUAUUCGUCAACGAUGCGUCCGCACAGUUCGAUAUUGUGCCUGGCAAGAUGGGCGAUCGUUGGCUUGUGUCGUGUCUGGGCGUACUCUACCUUUCAAAAGGGUUGUUUUAUCGAGUGGUACCGGCUGAUCAGAAUUUCGACAAACCGUACUAUGGAGUGUUUCGUUUUCGACUUUGGUGGUGUGGCGAAUGGUUAGAGGUGUUAGUUGAUGAUCGAUUACCCACAAUAAAUGGCAAGCUGGCCUUCCUUCAAGCGCAGAACACCAACUCGUUCUGGCCAGGUUUGUUGGAGAAAGCUUAUGCAAAAUUGCAUGGCUCAUAUGAAGCGUUGAAGUAUGGUACACUGCUGGACGGAUUGGCUGACUUAACUGGUGGUAUCACUGAGUCAAUAUCUAUCAAGGUAGAGAGUAAUAUCCUCAUACGACCACCCCUUCUGCAUAACCUAUUGGACACAACGAGCAUCAUAACCUGCACAAUCAACAAUGGUACCAUGACACAGAUCCGUAAUCAAACAGAGGCUUUGCCGAACGGAAUCCACGUGGGAAUUAAUUAUCGUUUGUGCUCGAUGGACAAGGCCGAAACUAUCAUGGGUGACACAGUUCAGCUAGUACGCCUACGAAAUCCUUUGGCUCAAACGCUCAGCAAAUCAUUUAACUUUAACGGCGACUGGUCAUCAUUUUCCAAUUCCUGGGAACGUGUAACAAUGAACGAAAGGAAUCGGCUCAUUGAGCAACUCGAUCAGGGUGAAUUCUGGAUGUCAUUUUUCGAUAUGACCCAAACCUUUACGCAUCUUGAAUGCGUUCAUCUUGACUCGGAUACGGCUAGGGAUGAACCUCAAUUAGCAGAUAAAAGUCGUCGCUGGCUAAUGCGACUGUAUCAGGGUGCUUGGAAACGGGGAGUUACGGCAGGUGGAUGUCGCAACAAUCCGGACUCUUUCCACAUCAAUCCACAGCUACAACUGUUUCUCAGUGAAAAAGAGGAUGUCAUCAUUUCUGUGAACCAGCAUAGCGUGCUUGAACCAAAAGUAAUCGGUUUCACAGUAUACAAUCUGAACAGCGUGCAAAACAUCAACGGUUGUCUUUCGAAAAAUUUCUUCAAGAAGCACAAAAGCUUAGUCAACUCUCAAUACACCAACUCGCGACAAAUUAGUCACCGAUGUUCACUUGAUCCUGGCCGCUAUCUUAUCAUGGCCACCACAUUCGAGCCUGCCGAGGAAGCAUCAUUCAGUGUCAGAGUUUUAGGAAGUACCAUUCGAUUGGCUCUUCUUGAAACUCAAACCAUGCUUUUACUAGAUCCGUUCCCACUGCUCAACUCUAACACCAAGAUUACCAUUGAUUCAACAAAUAAUAACAACAAUAAUGGCAUCUCUUGUAGUACUGCGCAGUAUGAACCAGUUUUUAUGCAACUUGCGGAUGAUCAAAGAACGCUGAAUUGUUUUGACCUGCAAGAAUUACUCGAAGCGUGCCUUCCUAAUGAUUACAUUCGAAGCUGUGCCAGUAUAGAUGUUUGUAGACAGGUGGUAUGUUUAAUGGAUAAAACCAAUCGUGGUCGUAUAAAUUUUAACGAUUUCAACAAGUUUAUGAUCAAUCUCAAAACUUGGUGGGGAGUAUUCAAGAUGCACACAAAGGAAAAAUCGGGCAUACUGAAGGCAGAACGAUUACGAGACGCACUUUUCGAUGUUGGAUUCCAGCUCAGUACGGAUAACAUUUCCAUCCUUAUUUUACGAUAUAUGCGAAGGGAUGGAACACUUCGAUUAGCUGACUUUAUUUCAGCAAUUCUGCAUCUAACUAUGGCUUUCGAGUUGUUCAAAGCAAAGGAUACGAAUCAAGAUGGAAUCAUUAGUAUGGGAAUGACUGAGGUAUAUCAUCUUGUGAUACUAUUAUUUGAUUAUGUUUUUGUCAUUAACAAAAUCAUUUAACUUUCGACCGCAGCAAUCAUCAUGAAGUAUCAUCUUUUGAUGACUUGAUUACGAAGAUGAUGAAAAUGGAUGUGACAUAACUGAAGUGCGCUCAAAACGGAAUUUUAGUUGCUUUGUUUAAUAUACUUCUUUAUGUAAUAUAUCUACUGUCAAACUUUCUUUACUCAUAAGAUAGCUAUUAUUCCGUCCACAAAACCAUAAACAUAAGUUAAACGUUGUUGUUUCUACGCAAUUGUAACCGAAUGAUGGUAGUAGCGCAUAACACACAACACGACACAACAUGCUUCUACAAAGCAGUGGAAUUCUGAAAACCUGGAGUAUGGUGGUAUCAGGAAUGUAAAUAAAUUACAUGAUUAAGUUAAACUA
Anopheles arabiensis is the source of this 3377-nucleotide messenger RNA. RefSeq names its product calpain-C (gene CalpC). Gene Ontology annotation, biological process: proteolysis. Lineage: Eukaryota; Metazoa; Arthropoda; Insecta; Diptera; Culicidae. The coding region runs from base 936 to 3011 and encodes 691 amino acids. The transcript has 10 exons. Gene Ontology annotation, molecular function: calcium ion binding; calcium-dependent cysteine-type endopeptidase activity. Gene Ontology annotation, cellular component: cytoplasm. The record is from RefSeq and is a predicted model, not a curated record.